This is a messenger RNA of Salvia hispanica, 1331 nucleotides long. Its product is annotated as lipid phosphate phosphatase 2-like. Gene Ontology annotation, molecular function: phosphatidate phosphatase activity. Lineage: Eukaryota; Viridiplantae; Streptophyta; Magnoliopsida; Lamiales; Lamiaceae. Gene Ontology annotation, cellular component: membrane. The record is from RefSeq and is a predicted model, not a curated record. Gene Ontology annotation, biological process: phospholipid dephosphorylation; phospholipid metabolic process.
AGUUGGUCUUCCACUAUCCCAUUAUCUCUAAACAAUCACUAAUCGUAAUAAUUACCAACCUUUUUUCUUCAAUAAAAGCACUUAAUCAUUGUAGGCGAAGAUUUGAUGAAAUUGGGCUCCAUUGCUUUCAAGUUGAGACAGCUAUCUCUCCUUCAAAAAUCUUGAAUUUUCGAGGUUUGGUUUCGUGGGUUUUGCUCCAAUAUUAUUGUGCGAAAAUGGGUUGGAAGAUUUCUUUUUGUCCCAACACGAAUUUCCGGACAAUGUUUCAGGUUAGGCCGAGUCAGUUUGAGCUAGAAUGUCGACACACAAUUAGGUCUCACGGGAGGCAGCUUGCUCGAGACCACAGGCAGGACUGGCUGAUUUUGUUGCUACUCGUGGUCAUAGAAAUCGCUCUGAAUGUCAUCAACCCGUUCUAUAGGUUCGUUGGGGAAGGCAUGAUGGAAGAUCUCAUGUAUCCGAUGAAGGAAAACACCGUCCCCCUUUGGGCAGUUCCCCUGUAUGCGGUUUUCCUGCCUAUGACCGUGUUUUUCCUCUACUACCUUCGGAGAAAUGAUGUGUAUGAUCUGCACCAUAGCGUGCUAGGGCUGCUCUUUUCUGUGUUGAUAACGGGAGUUCUCACGGAUGCUAUAAAAGACGCAGUUGGCCGCCCCCGGCCCGACUUUUUCUAUCGUUGCUUUCCUGACGGGCGUGAUGAAUAUGAUCGCUGGGGCAACGUCGUGUGCCAUGGAGAUCCGGCUGACAUAAAAGAAGGGCACAAGAGUUUCCCGAGCGGUCAUACUUCAUGGUCGUUCGCAGGUCUAGGCUUUCUGGCCUUGUACUUGUCAGCGAAGAUCCAAUGCUUUGACCGCAGUGGGCACGUUGCAAAGCUGUGCAUCGUCUUCCUCCCUAUCCUCAUUGCAUGCCUCGUUGCUGUUUCUCGUGUGGACGACUACUGGCACCAUUGGCAAGACGUGUUUGCCGGAGGCAUCCUAGGUCUUGUAGUUGCUACCUUUUGCUACCUGCAGUUUUUCCCACCUCCAUACCAAAAUGAAGGAUGGGGUCCUUACGCAUACUUCCGCGCUGUGGAGGACCUUCGUUCCAAUUCUCUACCCCAAGACACGACGAACAUGCUAGGGACGAACCAAGAACGAGCAUCAACAAGUGUCGUAGGCUCGAAUCUUGAUUCAGCCUUUGAUGCCAUGGAGUCAGGAAGAAAAUAGAACUACUUGAUCAACUCUUGUGGCUAGGUACAAAAAUCACUAGUUAUUUUGUGUAGGUUGGUUUUCCAUUUCUUCGUUAUACUAAUUUGUAAAUAAGUGGUUUUAAACUAAAAGCGUGCUUUUGUUGAUCUA